UGCUCUUCCCGACCGCCACAAGCCCCGAGGAUGACGAGUGCCGCAGCAGCAGCCGUGCUGGAGCUGGCGGCGUUGCGCAUCCGCAUCGAUGCGGUAGCAUCGGACACCCUCGCCAUCCAGCACACGCUCGACUCAUAUCGGGAUGACCCGUUGCAGGCGGUCGCGGCGAUCGACGCGCAGAUGCGUGACCAUGCGGCUUUACAAGAAGCCCACUUUGCGAUGCAGCUCGCGCUGGAGGGCGUUGGAGGGCCAGCCCGGGACGCGAAGAUGUGGAUCGGGGAGCUGGAGAGGCGGCUUGCGCGGCUGGAGGUAGAGGCGGAGAGUGAGCUGAGUGAGUUGAGCGACAGUGAAGAGGAGUCAAGGACGCGGAGCGGCGUGAAGAGCCGGAAUAUGGCUGCAACGGCAACGAAGGCUGGGCCGUCGCGAAUAGAUAGUAAACGGGCAGCGACAGACCGCACCUCCCGUAUGAUCCAGUCUCCGCCCUCGAACAAAAUCGGCACGACGAGAAGCGGGGAGAGUGAAUCGGAGUCGGAGGUGGAGCAGUACACCGAGAUCAGGACGAGGAGCAUGAGGAAACCGAAUACGCCUACGACAAUCGCCACAACGAAAAGGCCGUCGACGGACAUCGGGAUACAGACGAGCAGCGUGAAACGAGCAAACACCCAUCCAACAACCGCCAGAAACAAUGCCAAACGGUCAAUUGCACCAAAAGCCCCAACUGCCCGGCCUCUCAGGCUCCCGGCAAUCACCAACCCGCCAAGUGUGCCUCCCGGCUUCCCCAGCUGGGCGCACCUCUACAACCUUCCUCCGAUGCGCAUCCUCUCCGCCGCCCAAGUGCAGCUCCCCGGCGCUGUCGUUGUUCCCUCCCACCCCUGCACGCGCUGUGUUCGGCUUGACGUCCCCUGCCUCGUGCUCGCUGCUUCGGCCUCAAAAGCAUGUCUUGUCUGCCGCACGGGAAAGCAACACGAGGCUUGUGUCUCCGGCCUGACGGCGCAGCCACACCCCCAUGCAGACGCUGUGGCUGCAUUUCAUAACCACACACUUGCGAUGGGCACGCGAUUGGGCUUGAGGAUGGGCGACGAGCCGCCGCCGGCGAAUGAACUGGGAAAACGCACAGCGAGGGCGGAGGAUAUCGAGACGGAAAGGUUGUCGACCAAGAAGAAGAAGCGGCGCAGAUGA
Mycena indigotica is the source of this 1179-nucleotide messenger RNA. RefSeq lists its product as uncharacterized. The record is from RefSeq and is a predicted model, not a curated record. NCBI's taxonomy places the organism in Eukaryota, Fungi, Basidiomycota, Agaricomycetes, Agaricales, Mycenaceae. The coding region runs from base 31 to 1179 and encodes 382 amino acids. The transcript is spliced from 7 exons.